AGAUGUUUGCACCAACUUUUUGUUACACGCUAGAAUAAGGUAGUUUCAUACUCUGAUGGAUACUAACGGAUCCUUCUCACCAGCUUAAUUCCAACUACCUGCACCAUGGAUUGGCCAAGCAUGCUAACAUCCAUCUAACCGGCUUUGCGCCCGUGUAAAUUGACGUCGUUCUCUGCAGCCAAAACGCGGGGUGCAUCUCUGGCAAAUUCCAUUUCCACCAACAUUUAUUUUGCGCCCAACCCCAUAAGGCUUGAUACCAAACCAUAAAACAAAUUUCUUCAUUGCGCCCUCGGGGCAAGCCCCUCAAUGGUCGAUGGUGGCGUGUAUUUUUUCUUACCAGGCCCGACCCGAACAUUGGGCUCAGACCACGGGAUGGCGUUCAGCCGCACCGCAGUCCAGUCAGAACUUGUUCUUCCUCUCAGCUCUGGUGCGCAGUUUUUUUCAGCUUGAUGAACAAAAAUGAGGGGGAACUUGUGAAGCUUCCCCCAAGACACGACGGGAUUUUCUGUUCAUUUGUUUCGCGGGCAUCCUCAACGUGGGUAUCGCCGUGGGAAGAAAGGGUGCACACACACGCGGGAGGCUAUCGCGUCUAGCGACGCUGUUUCCCAAAAACAAGUCCUGCUCAUCCCUACUAAAAGCCCACACACAAGCGUCAAAAUGUCUUCUAUACUGCGAAGCAUCAAGGAGCUGCGCGACAUGCGCAAGGAGCUCAGGCAGAGCAUAGCCGACGGGACCUUUGGGCGCUUCCCGGACGACGACGUCACGAGCGUCCCGACGGCGCAGGACCUCCGAACCGAGCCGACCAACCCCUUCAUCCAGCUCGUCAUGCCAGGCUACGAGCGCACCCUGCACGAGGCCCCGCACGACUGGGCGGCCGACCCGCUGAUAACCUCGGCGGACCCGGUGGCGUACGAGCCCCUCAGCGCGGCGGACUGCCAGAUCCGCGUGCUGACUCUCCUGGCGGCGGGGGAGAGCGGGGGGAGCGGCGACGCCAGCGCCCCGAUCCGCUGCGAGCUCGAGACGGUCAGCCUGCUCGCGCCGGCGGUCGAGGGCUACACGGCGCUGAGCUACAUGUGGGGCGGGGUGGAGGGCGAGGCGAGGACGAUCGCGGUGGACGGGCGGCGGUUCCGGGCGACGCCGAACCUGCACGCGGCGCUGCGGCAGCUGCGCAGCAAGGGCCACCGGCGGCUGUGGAUCGACGCCGUGUGCAUCAACCAGGAGGACCGGGAGGAGCGGUCGCAGCAGGUGCUGCAGAUGCGGUCCAUCUACGCCCGCGCCGCCAAGACGGUCGUGUGGCUGGGGCCAGAGUCCGACACCAGCAACCUGGCCAUGCACCUGCUCAAUGUGCUGUCCGCGCCGGGGGACUUUGGCAUGGGGCAGAAGAGGUGCUACCGGGAGGCCGUCAAGGGGAGGUAUCUGCCCGAGGUGAGGGAGGUUGACGGCGACGACGAGCAGCGGCAGCAGCAUCGGCAUCAGCAGCACCAGCAAACGACAAUGGGUGACCAAGGCCUGUACGCCGAUGCGUGGCUGGCCUUUGACCAACUGUUUGACCGCGAGUACUGGCGGCGCAUGUGGAUCAUCCAGGAGAUCACAGUGUCCCGGGAGAUCGACAUCAUGUGCGGAUCCGAGACCAUCAGCUGGAAGAAGCUGGAGAUGGCGUUUUGGGGAGGGCCGGACAAGGGGUUGAACCCAAUGUUUGACCCCACGGUAGGCGUCGACUUUAGCCGCGCGCCGAGACGGACGGGCGAAAUGUUUGACUUUUGGGGUUGGAGAAAGGCGAUUGCAGGUGGCCAGCCCAAAGCAUUGUUGAAGGCGAUGCUGGAUUGUGGUUCUUCCAAGGCUACGGACCCGAGAGACCACAUCUAUGCGUUGCUGGGAAUCACCAUGGACGGUUCUAUUCUGGUGCCGGUUCCGAACUAUGCACUCCCAGUCGCAGAGGUCUUUACCUCUUUGGCAACAAGCAUGAUCGAUGCCAGCGGCAACAUCGAUCUGAUAUGUCUCCAGCCCCGAUCAGGAAAGAAGAAGACUGCCGGACUCCCCUCGUGGGUGCCCGACUGGGCCGACCUCGCCGACGUCGACCGACCAUAUGCACACAAAAUGGCCCUGACACCGGGCAACAAGCUACGCGAUCCCAACAUUCAGCUCUUCAACACCAUUUCCGAAGGCGGGUAUAGAAUCCUGACCAAGAACGGCAUGCUAUCGUGCUCGGGCCGGCUGUACGACAUCAUAGACGGCCUGUCGGGCACGCUCAGCGCGGACGGCAAGCCCAUGGACGGCGAACACAUGGGCAUGGUGCAGCCCGACAACCCGACGACGUGCUACCCGGGGGUGCUGGCGACGGCCGAGGCCAUCCAGCAGUCGCUGCACCAGCUGCUGGACUGGACGCGCGAGGUGGCGGGGCGCGACUGCGCCGACGUGCUCAGCAGCUGCUGGCUCGAGGACCGCGGGCUGCUCCCGCUGCUGCGGACCAAGCACGCGGCGCUGGGCCGGUGGCUGGAGGCGAACCGCGACUUUGUGGUCGGCAGCGUCGAGCUGGGCCGCUGGCUGGACAUGCACCACGGCGGCUACAAGGGGCUCAUCAACCGCGUGCGCACGCAGUCGCGCACCGCCGCCAGGCAGCUGUUGUUUGAGCAGCGGGCCGACCGCUGGAUGGGCGAGGCCGAGGCCGUGCUCAAGUCCGGCAUGAGGCUCAUGACCACGGCCAGGGGCCGCGUCGGCAUGGCGCACCCGCAGGCGAGAAAGGGAGACCACGUCUGCUUCAUGGAGGGCAUGGACACCUUUGUCAUCCUGCGACCGUACGACGGCACGGCCGAGGAAAAGGCCCACAGGGAGGCUGUGGAACAGGAGCUGAGGUCGCAGAGGUACGCCAGCGGGUUGACGGCCGAGACUCGGUUCUCGGGGGGGUAUCAGGUCGUGGGGGAGGCCUACGUCAAGACGCUGGUGGAUAAAAAGACGGGGGUCGAGGACUACUCGCCCUGCACUUUUUUUACUUUUUUCAUCCAUUGAGGGGACCCUGGUCCUGGGGCGGAUGAUUUUCUAUGUAAGAAUUUAUGCUUGUAGGGCAACUUUACUAUGUCAUGAGAAGCAACGUCCUUGAUGUCUAUCGACUGCAGAUCUGCCGACAUGCGAGCUCUCGAAGAUCAAUUGCUAGGAACAUAGGUGUAGGUACGUGAUUCGGGCAAAACCCCCACCUUGAUCGAUGCUUGGAGGCCCCGAGUUCGACGAGCGAAUAAAGUGUAUGGUCUAGUUUAUAAAAAGCAAAGCGGCAAAAAAAGUGCAUUAUUAUAUAUAGUAGCAAAAGAAUGCAUAACAGCUUGUGGCUAG
Pyricularia oryzae 70-15 is the source of this 3324-nucleotide messenger RNA. RefSeq lists its product as uncharacterized. The record is from RefSeq and is a predicted model, not a curated record. NCBI's taxonomy places the organism in Eukaryota, Fungi, Ascomycota, Sordariomycetes, Magnaporthales, Pyriculariaceae. Bases 658 to 3006 code for a protein of 782 amino acids. The transcript is spliced from 2 exons.